This is a messenger RNA of Liolophura sinensis, 860 nucleotides long. RefSeq names its product voltage-dependent calcium channel type A subunit alpha-1-like. Bases 306 to 860 code for a protein of 184 amino acids. NCBI's taxonomy places the organism in Eukaryota, Metazoa, Mollusca, Polyplacophora, Chitonida, Chitonidae. The transcript is spliced from 3 exons. The record is from RefSeq and is a predicted model, not a curated record.
CGCGUAGCUAUUUUCAAAGUCAAACAAUGUGCUCGCAAACAGUGCGCUGCGUUCAUAGAAACACAGGCGAAUAGAACAGUAUUGAUGUUUUACUUGCAGUGCCGACAGGGCAGCAGGCCCGCGCGCUAUAACACUACGCUGUUGAGAGAGUCACGUGACUAUACUGUCUAUGUCCUCCCAGCAAUGGAGUACAGAUGUGUUAGGAGUUUCUAAACCCGGUUGUUUUCCUUGGACUCUUUGCGAGUUUGUUUUCUGGAGUGAAUUUAUACCCUGUGUUCCGUGUGAUGUAUUGAUGGAGCCCGGCUAUGGAAGAAUGGACAGAUACGGUAACAUCAGACGAAGAAGCAACAAACCGGUUGCGCUACAAAGCCCGCACGAUGAUCGGGGCGGCGGGCAGCCGGCACAUGUCCCAGCGGCGGCGAGCCUCGCUGGCCACAACAACGCUCCACCCGUCCUACCUAAGCCACUUAGAGCAGGUGGCAGAGGGGCGGGAGUCUGGCCGGAGGCCGGCCGCUCCACGACGCCGAGCUGUCGACACGUCAGACUACAGGACAUGUGCCAUCUUACAGACAAGAUUGAAAACGAUGAAACAUUACCCAGAAAUUUCCACGUUUUCAUCGGACGGCUGCGGGCGAGAUGACGCCGACUAUACCACCGGCGCUGACGGCUCGUUACGUCACGUCGCCCGAAAGGCCGCCAAUCUCAGUCUUCCCGGCGUCGGGCCAGCCAGCACUCGCUCUCUCUUCAUCUUCAGCGAAGAAAACUUCAUCCGCAAGUAUGCAAAGAUCAUCAUCGAAUGGGGAUAUCCUUUUUGCCAAAUUUCCCUUUUUUUCCAGGUGCAUAGUUUUAUACCUACAUAG